Messenger RNA from Python bivittatus (Burmese python), 1308 nucleotides. The record is from RefSeq and is a predicted model, not a curated record. NCBI's taxonomy places the organism in Eukaryota, Metazoa, Chordata, Lepidosauria, Squamata, Pythonidae.
AUGAAAGAAAUGAGAAAUGUGGAUGUUAUUAAAGCUGACCAUGGACUAGUUCGCUUAGUGACGGCAUAUCAUGAACAUGGGCACAAAGCUGCCAAAAUCAAUCCACUAUUUACUGGCCAGGCUGUGAUGGAUGUGGUGCCUGAAAUUCAGGUUCUGACGGAAACCUUACAAGGGCCUUUCAAUACGGCAGGGCUUUUGAACAUGGGAAAGGAUGAAGCUUCUCUUGAAGAUGUCCUAUCUUACCUGGAGCAUAUCUUCUGUGGACAUAUUUCUAUAGAGACUGGCCAGCUGUCAAGCAUACAAGAAAAGGAAUGGAUUGCUAAACGGUUUGAGGAACUGAAACAAGAAGCUUUUACUACCGAAGAGAAAAAAUAUUUGUCCAAGCUCAUGCUAGAAUCUCAGGAAUUUGAUCGUUUUUUAGCUACCAAGUUUGCCACAGUGAAACGCUACGGCGGCGAGGGUGCAGAAAGCAUGAUGGGAUUCUUUCAUGAACUGUUAAAGAUGUGCUCGUAUAGUGGGGUGACAGACAUCAUCUUGGGAAUGCCUCAUCGAGGUAGACUUAAUCUUCUCACGGGUCUUCUUCACUUUCCGCCUGAGCUGAUGUUCCGUAAAAUGCAAGGCUUGAGUGAAUUCCCGGAGAACUCCCCUGCAAUUGGAGAUGUCCUCUCCCACCUCACGGCAUCUGUGGAUCUGGACUUUGGGUUUCACCGCCCGAUUCAUGUCAUCUUGUUGCCGAAUCCUUCCCAUCUAGAAGCCAUUAACCCUGUGGCAGUUGGCAAAACAAGAGGGAGACAACAAUCUUUGCUUGAUGGAGAUUACUCCCUAUCUAGUUCUGCACAGCCAGGAGAUAAAGUCAUCUGCCUGCAGGUUCACGGAGAUGCCUCUUUCUCUGGCCAAGGCAUUGUUCCGGAAACAUUUACCCUUUCCAAUCUGCCCCAUUUUAGAAUAGGUGGAAGCAUUCAUCUCAUUGUUAAUAACCAACUGGGCUACACUACACCAGCAGAGCGAGGAAGAUCAUCUUUGUACUGUAGUGAUAUUGGUAAGAUAGUUAACUCUGCUGUUAUCCAUGUGAAUGGGGAUGACCCUGAAGAAGUGAUCAGAGCUGCACGACUGGCUGUGGAGUACCAGCGACACUUCCGGAAGGAUGUGAUUGUGGAUUUACUGUGCUACCGGCAGUGGGGUCACAAUGAACUCGAUGAGCCUUUUUUUACAAACCCCACCAUGUAUAAAUUAAUCAGGUAGUGCUUAAAUUCCAACAGGAAGAGUUGUUGACAGUGGAACCAGUACCCAAAGAGGUGGUAGGUUCAU